This is a messenger RNA of Emiliania huxleyi CCMP1516, 1453 nucleotides long. RefSeq lists its product as hypothetical. Lineage: Eukaryota; Haptophyta; Isochrysidales; Noelaerhabdaceae. Bases 41 to 1264 code for a protein of 407 amino acids. The record is from RefSeq and is a predicted model, not a curated record. The transcript has 4 exons.
CGAGGGGCCGGCAGGGCAGAGAGAAAUCCUUGCGUCCAGCAUGUCGCGCCUCCUGCUCGAGCGGUGGAUGGACGAGGAGCGCGACCCGGCCCCGUCUGUCGGCGCCUUUGACGGCCGCCGGCUGCCGCUGCUCGCGCAGCUCGUCCACCCGCUCGCGCCGCACAAGUUUGUGCAGGCCGUCUACCGCCAGCGGGUGUAUGCGACACACUCGUCCGCGCGGCGCUUCGAGCCGCUGGUCGAGCGGCUGCACCGGCUCUCGCUGGCGCGCCUGCUGCAGGACACGCCGUCCGAGGCGAUCCACGUCUGGGUCUCCGGCCAGCUCGGCGGCCGGCCCGGCGAGCAGUCGGGCGGCGGCCGCGCGGAGUCCUUCAAGACGGAGGACGCAGAGGCGGCGCUGGCGUGCCACCGCGCGGGCGGCUCGCUCUACUUCCGCGCGCCCGAGGAGGUGUCCGACCUGCUCGUGACGGCCCUCUCGCAGCAGCUCGGCAUGUCGUACGGCGCCCUCCACCCCGACGGAGCGGCUCGGAGCGAGGUGGAGACGUUUGCGUCCCGGGCGGGCCACACGACGGACUGGCAUUUCGACUUCAUGGAGAACUUCACGCUGCAGCUCUCCGGCAGCAAGCGCUGGCGGCUCAAGCGGGGCGACGUGGCGCACCCCGUCCGCGGCUGCACCCCGAUGUGGCGGCGGAAGGAUGCGGCGAUGCUCGGCGCGGCGGAGCAGCAGGCAAAGUGCCACGCGCAGCACUCGGGCGGGGCGGCGGCCUUCGAGCCGGAGCCGGCGGCGGAGGAGCUCGAGGAGGGGUGCGAGGACGUCCUCCUCACGCCGGGCUCCUUCCUCUACCUGCCCGCCGGGACGCACCGCGUGGAGUGCGAGGAGGACUCGCUCUCGGUCAACGUCUCCCUCAUCGGCCUCUGCUGGGCGGACGUGCUCGGAGACGCGCUCAAGCAGCGGCUCCGCUGCCACCCGGCCGGCCGCGCGCCUCUCUGCCUCCACUCGCUCGCGCAGGGCCGGUCGCAGCUCGCCGACGCGCUCGCCCUCCUCGCAAAGGAGGCGGCCGCCCUGCGCCCCCUGCUGACGAGCGGCGAGGCGCUGCUGGUGGACGGCGUCGACCAAGCCGCCGUUGCGACGUGGGAGGGGGCGGGCGACCCGCGCGCGUACGUGCUGCACGCCCAGUUCGGCGGCGAGGAGCUCGCCUCGCUGCUGCGCGUCGAGGUGCUCGCGCCGCCGCCGCUGUGGCCGCUGCUCGAGUGGCGGCGGGAGUAGCGCCGCGCGGAGGGCGCGAGCGAGUGGCCGCGUUGAGUAAACCCCUGGGACUCUGGCUACGAUCGUGCACAUCAAAAGCACAGCACAGCGGCCCAACAUUGGCAAAAUCUCGUGAAAAUCGUGGGGGUGUCCAAUCUCGGACAUGUCCGGCAUGUCCGGGUUGUGGAGUUGGAAUGAUUGAGGAAUGCG